GCCCCGGCCAGGGCUUGCCCCCUUUCUUUCCUCCUGCUCCAGGCAAGGUGCCCACCGAGACUGGCACAUCCUCAGAGAAUGCAAGUCCACCAACCGAUCAUGGUCUGUGGACCCUGGGUGCGAAUCUUUUUGCUCCUUGGCUUUCUGACUGGCAACACAUUGGCCUUCACGAUACCUGUGGAAAAUCAAACUGCAAAAGGGUCUGGUCCUGACCCUCUGAUCAUCGAGAGAUUAGGAGAUGUGUACGAAUAUGUCUCUUUGGCUCUGGACUGGUGGCACGCAGAUGGAUACUGCCGGCAACGUUUUGCUCAGCUGCCCUCAGAGACCUGGGAUGGUGAGCUGGCAUAUCUUGGCAAAAAGCUGCACUCUCACCAAAUCCAGGAUGCCAUCUGGUUAAAGGAUGAAGAAGCGUACCUGCAGAAGCCAAGGCACAGGCGAAUUCAUUUGAUGCCCAUCUUGAUGUUCCAAAAUAAAACGGACACCAAGUUUGUGAAAGUCUUGGCCACUUUUCCAGCCAUGUUGGCUGUGAGUGCCUGUGCCCACAUCCAGUGGGACCGCCAGGCCAUAGAGAUCUCCACCAUCUUCUCCUACGCAGUGCCAGCCUUCAUCAACGAAUUCCAGCUGCGGGGUUUCAUGGAUGAGGAUGGCUUUGUCCGCUUUGCAGUCAUCUUCCACGGACACCAUUCCCCGUACUUGCCGGUCUUCCAUGCUGACAGAGGAUGGCACCACUUCUGCGUCACGUGGCAGCAGUGUAAUGGAACAUGGGCGAUUUACGCUGACGGAAAGGAGAAGGCCUCAUCUGUGGGGCUGUCAGCCUCCCAUGCCAUCAGUGGGCACGGUACCUUCAUUAUCGGGCAAGACCAAGACGCCCUCGGUGGGGCUUUCAAGGAGAAGGAGUCCUUCAGCGGGAACCUCACCGGCCUCCAAAUUUGGCAGCGUGUCCUCAGCAGGGAGCAGGUGGAGAAAGUCCGCUCAUGUGUCCCCAUCACCGAAGGGCUGGUGUUUGGCUGGAGCCGGGAUAUCCUUGAGGUCGAAGCGACUGUCAAGCAAGCCAUGGUGCAGCUCACUUGUCCAGGACCCAUGGAAGAAUGUCAAGCGCUUGAGGUCACCCAUGGAAGCAUCAGCUCCAUCUCCUGCCUUCAGCCUCAGCCCUUCAUCUGCCACUACCAGAAGGAUCUUUAUUUCCGGCUGAAGGAAAUGCAGUCGCAAUCUGUCCCUCCGCUCAUCGCUCAGGUUAACAUGCGAGCAAAUGCAACAGUGAUCCCUGCAAACAUUUUCCAAGCUGACACCCAAGGUCUGAAUAUUUCGGCAGCCGCCAGUAUUCUCAAGGUGGUGGACUCAGUCCUGUCAGAUGCAGAACCUCCUCCUCUAGAUGCAGGCGGCCUCCUGGGUGUCUUCCAGUUAUUGAAAGAGGUCUCAAUAUCCUCUGUGGAAGUUGAGGAGCCAGAACAGUUGGAGACGCUAGAGCAGUUGGGCCGGCACUAUGUGAAAGUUGCUGGGAUGAUCCUGGAGGAACAAAACUCCAAGGAAUGGUCUGAGAUAAAGCCGAUCAUCGGUGGACCCAUGACAGUUGUUGAAAAUGUGGACAAGAUGGCAUCCACCUUCCACCAACUCUUAAGUGCAGAUAAGCCAAAAGUCACCUUCCAGAAUAAGAAUAUUGGUGUAGAAGUGCGACGCAUGGAGCUUGGCACACCAGCAUUGGGACGGGCAGCGUAUGUGAUGUUGAACCAACUCCAAGAGAAGCCUGACUGGAUUGAGGUUCCAGCAGAGGAAGUGGAGAGGCUGAGAGUGAGAGGCCUGAACCAAGUCACCCUAACAAACACCUGGUACAGGUACGGGUCCCUUCAACGUCUUUUGGCUGGCGGCAGUGCUGUGUUUGAGGAUGCAGCUGUGUCCGAUGGAGGCCGGAGAUAUUUGAGCACCCAGGUGAGCUCUUCUAUCAUCUCCUCCUCUCUGGUCAGCGACUAUGAGGAACUCAGCACCUCUGUGCGUUACAGUCUCCGACAUCAGACCCAGGCUCUUCCAGACCAGCUUGUUGUUCCCAUCUGCGCUUUCUGGGACUUCAGUAGGAGCCUGGAAGGAGGCCAUGGAGGCUGGUCCACUGCAGGUUGCUCGGUCAUAAAUUCCCACCCAGAAUUCACCGCCUGCUUUUGCAACCACACCACCAACUUUGCUGUCCUGCUUCAGGUCUAUGAGGUGCAGAGGAACGCAGAGGAGGAGUCGAUCUUGAAGACCUUGACUUUUGUUGGCUGCGGCGUUUCCUUCUGUGCCCUGAUUGUCACCUUUGUCCUCUUCUUGGCUGUCGGCGUCCCCAAGAGCGAGCGGACCACGGUGCACAAAAACCUGAUCUUUGCCUUGGCAGCUGCGGAGGCCUUGCUGAUGUUUAGCGAAUUGGCCAAAACCAACCAGGGAGUGUGUUUUGCUGUCACAGCCUUCCUGCACCUCUUCUUCAUGGCAGCUUUUGCCUGGAUGCUGGUGGAAGGUCUUCUGCUGUGGAGCAAAGUGGUGGCCGUGAACAUGAGCGAGGACCGGAGGAUGAAGUUUUACUACAUCACCGGAUGGGGGCUUCCCAUUGUAAUUGUCGGUGUAACCUUGGCCACAUCGUUCAACAAGUACGUGGCCGACAACCACUGUUGGUUAAAUGUGCAGACGGACAUCAUCUGGGCCUUUGUUGGACCGGUCCUUUUUGUCCUGACAGUGAACACCUUUGUCCUUUUCCGGGUGGUCGUGGUGACCGUUUCCAGCGCACGGAGGCGGUCAAGGAUGCUGACUCCCAACAGCAGCUUGGAAAAGCAGAUUGGCAUCCAGAUCUGGGCAACUGCAAAGCCCGUCCUGGUGUUGCUCCCGGUCCUUGGUCUCACCUGGGUCUGUGGGGUCCUAGUCCACCUCAGCAUCACCUGGGCCUACAUCUUCAUUGUGCUGAACUCCCUCCAGGGUCUCUACAUAUUCCUGGUCUAUGCAAUCUACAACAGCGAGGUCCGUAAUGCCAUCCAGCGCAUGAAGGAGAAGAAGAAGGCACUCUCAUUCACGAACUGCUCCCAUCCCAUCAAUUAUCUGUCGAGUCCCAGAAACACCUCCUGGGAGAUGGGCAAAUGCAACCCUUCCACCCCAGAGAACUCAGCCCCUCCAGCUACAGCAAAGGAUGCCACAGGGAAGAACGUUGGCCACAAAGGGAAUUUCGGGGCCAAAAUUCCAAUGGGGCUUUCAGCGAUCAUGUCGCCGGACAGGCCGGCUGUGCAACUGACAGCUUUCAAAUCCUCAGGUUUAUGAGCGGACUGCUGCAGGCAACACUUUCCACCCCAAAUGUGUUCAAGAGUUUCUUUAGGAGGACAAGAAGAUAGAGGAGAGGCCAACAUCUCCCUUUUCUCCGUCUUCAAGACCUGGCAUUAAAUGGGCAGGACUGUUUGCAGAUGGUUUGUUAGGCAACUCACUCUCACCCAACUACAUGCUUCAACGCCAAUCCUGCAACUGUAUGAACUCCCACGAUUACAAUUGUGAAUCUUUCCAGCUUUUCUUUAGAGGGAUUCAUCAGCAGAUUUGGAGAGACAUGGAAUUGCACAUUUGGGGUUCAUAAUCCAAAAUCCCCACUGUCACCACUUAAGUUGCAUUCAAAGUUUGGGGCUCACGGCUGGAAGGCCACCUGUUUAUCUUCCCAAGGAUGGCUCCCUCUUGUCUCUGUUCCAAGCCCAUGCACUACCAGGUUUCUCUUUUUAGGUGAGUGCAAUGCAAAGGCAUUGGAUCCAAUCCAUUGAGAAAGAAACAGUUGUGCAUUCAACAACGCUGAGUGUUGCAGUUGUGCAUUGCAGUUGACAUUUAGUUGUGCAUUGCACAGCACAUCAUCAGCAUGUUUUGUGCAAUGCUUCUCUUCAGACUGGGAGUGGCAUAGUCUGGCAUUUCUCCUUACAUUAUGCUGAAGGGAUGUUGGAUUGAAGCCUGAGUUUGAAAUCUAUUUUUAAUGCCACCUCUCUUGUGGAUUAGAUGCCUUUAUAUUGUCCUUCUUUCCUUUCUGAAAAGUAACCCUCUGUGUUUUUACAGAUGCCAGGAUGUCUCUAGAUUGUCCAGAGGUUGACAUGAGAAAUCUUUAGAACAACAUUUCUUUUUCUCAAAACAAAAAAGAAAUUCAACAAGUAUUUAAACAAGCCUUGUAAAUUACCCUGCAUCCUCUUCCAGUUUAUGCCAUUUCUGGCAAGUAUAUCUUUGUGUUAAUUAUUUUAAUGGAUUAAUUCUCUGGAUUAGGGAUUUGGCCAGAUUCUGUGAGUUUCCUUUAGAAAGAAAAUGGUGUUUAUUAAACAUUUGA
This is a messenger RNA of Sceloporus undulatus (fence lizard), 4297 nucleotides long. RefSeq names its product adhesion G protein-coupled receptor D2 (gene ADGRD2). The transcript has 26 exons. Lineage: Eukaryota; Metazoa; Chordata; Lepidosauria; Squamata; Phrynosomatidae. The coding region runs from base 79 to 3270 and encodes 1063 amino acids. The record is from RefSeq and is a predicted model, not a curated record. Gene Ontology annotation, biological process: cell surface receptor signaling pathway; adenylate cyclase-activating G protein-coupled receptor signaling pathway. Gene Ontology annotation, cellular component: membrane. Gene Ontology annotation, molecular function: G protein-coupled receptor activity.